GCACAGGGCUACUCAUACUCCCGCCCUGCAGAUGGCGCUAGGUCUCUUGCUGCAUUAAAUGGUAUCUGAGGACCCACCACAAAAGAAUUGGCAGGAAGCGUGAGGUCCGUCUGGCUGCUAGAGGCUAGUAGAGAUAAGUGAUCAGCAUGGCACUGAACGGAGAUGACGACUACGACUGGGAGCCGCCGACGGAGGCCGAGAUGAAGGUGCUCGAGGCGCAGCGCGAACGGCAGGACAAGAUCAGCAAGCUGAUGGGCGGCUAUCUGCUGAAGGGCUACAAGAUGCUGGGCGACUGCUGCCAGCACUGCGCGACAAUUCUCCUGGAGGACCGACAGAAAAACCUCUACUGCGUGGCCUGCCAGGAGCUGGACUCGGACGUUGAUAAAGACAACCCAGCCCUGAACGCACAGGCGGCCCUCUCCCAGGUGCGUGAGCGUCAGUUGGCGAGCCAGCCGCAGUCCAACGGCGAAGCCGGCCCCUGCCCCUCCAGCGGCACCCCCCGGCCCAUCCGCACGCUGCCCAGACCGGAGCACUGCGAGGGGGCCGCGUCCGGACUCAGAGCCCCCGCCGGAGCCUCCGCCGGCUGGCCCUCCUCCUCCUCCUCCUCCUCCUCCAUCUCCAUCACCACCGCCAGCCCUGCUCCUGCCCCCGCCCCCGUCCUGCCCCCCACCCCACGCCCCAGCGCUGCUGCGCCCCUUGACCCGGCCGCGGUGUCCCCGGGCGGGGGUGCGACUCCAGGGCGUCCCCUGGCGGCGGUGGCGGCGGCCGCGGAGCUGCAGCAGGCUCUGGGGGAGGCGGAGACGGCGCUGCUGGGGAAGCUGGCGUGGGCCUCCAGUCUGCUGGACCAGACGCCCUCCGUGGAGGCCAGCGUGCAGCUCUGCCAGCUCAUCCAAAGCUGCGCCGCCUCGCUACGCAGCAUCAAGGACCUGCAGAGAGACUAGACACACACACACAGAUAUACACACACACACACACACACACACAUACACACACAUUCACUCUCCCACUUACAUACGUUCACAUGCAGACAUUAGAAAACACUCCUCCCAUAAUGACCACCCCCUAUACACACGCACACACACGCUGGUGGGAGUGAGCUCCCAUCUUGGAGACUGUUAUUGAGAUGGUUAACACACACGCAGAGUGUGCUUGCGGAGUGCGUUUGCAUGUUGUUGAAGUCCGUGUUAUAAUUGUGUUAAGACAUUAUAAGACAAGCAUUGGGAAGGCUGUCGUACUCAAUAAAAACCAUUACAGAA
Messenger RNA from Sardina pilchardus (European sardine), 1256 nucleotides. It is a transcript of the gene znrd2, whose product is annotated as zinc ribbon domain containing 2. The transcript is spliced from 4 exons. Lineage: Eukaryota; Metazoa; Chordata; Actinopteri; Clupeiformes; Clupeidae. The coding region runs from base 147 to 941 and encodes 264 amino acids. The record is from RefSeq and is a predicted model, not a curated record.